AUGUAUAAUAAGUAUAGGUUAUAUCUUUUAAACCAAAUUAAUCCAACUGUUAACACAUCUUCAUAUAAACAACAUCAAUUAAAUAAUGAUCUUUAUAAGUUAAAAAAAAUGGAAAAAAAUAAAGUGCUUUUUAACAAAGAUGGCAAAAUGGAUAUUCUAAGCAUGGACACCCUAAAACUGGCUGAUGAAAUCAAAACAAAAAUAAUUGCGCAACAGCUUCACACAGUUUUAGUUUUGUAUUUGCAAAUAUUAAAAGAAAAAAAGAUCCAAGAGAAAAAUAUCAAUGAUGAUAUUGGACAGUAUAUAGAAAAUGUUAUUACCUCGGCACUGCAAUUAUACUCACUAAUAGAAAAACAAACAAAAGAUCGAAAGAAAUGUUACAUAAAAAAAAUUUGUCAAUUAUGUAACACCUUGUCAAAUAUAUUAAUAGAGUAUAUAAAAAAUAUUAAGGGAAUACCAGUUGAACAUAAUUCAUCUAAAAUAAAUGAAAACAAUCAAAAAUUAUUAAUAAACUGUUUGGAAAAUUCUAAGAAAGAGUUGAAAGAAACGUCUACGAGGAGUACGGAAAUCUCAAAAGAGAAAAAUGAAAAUGUGUUUGAAGGAACAUGUGGAAACAUAAGCACCGUUUCAUAUCCUUGUGGUUAUGUUCAUUCACAAGAUAUGAGAAGAAAAAAAAUUUCUUUACAGAAUGAGUUUUCAAACGGUUAUCGCUUAAUGUGUUUAUAUAGUGCUCAAGAACUGAAUGAACAAAUGAAUUAUAAUAAAAAAGUAAUAAAAAACAGUUUUAAGACCUUUCAAAAAAAAUACUGCAACAUAAAACUUCGUGAUAGAAGAGAACUAAUUUAUAAGUUUGCAAAAAUUUUGGAAAAUAAAAAUAUCCAGUUUUAUGACAUAUAUUAUAAGAAUGUUAAAGGAAAUGUCGUGAGUAACCAAAUUAAUAAUAUUGCUCAAGAAUUUCAUAAAGAUUUAUAUGAUCAUGGUACAUAUAAUAAUAGUAACCAUAAUAGAACUAAUGUGGACGAAAAAGGUAUAAGCCAUUUAAUUAAUAUUCUAUUACAUACAAAUAAAUCAAUAACUACAUUUGAAAUAAAUUCACAAGGAAAAAUUGAUGCAGUUAUACAAUUUUUACAAGAAAAUGGAAGAAAGAAAGAUAUCAUAUUAUUAAAUGAAUACGAAUAUUUUUUUACUAAUACGGAUGACUAUGAACAGAAAGAUAUAUAUAGGGACAAAGAAAAUGUUAGAUGUAAUAACAAAAUGAUAAAAAGAAAUUUUCAAAAUAUUGAUGAUAGGAAUAAUACUAAUAUAAAAGAAGAAAAAGAAACAAUUUAUUUUUAUGUUGGUAAUAAAAAAAAAAUAGUAUUUGAUGUAGAGAAAAAACAAAAGAUCGUUUACGAAAUUGAUGAGAAGAAUUCUUUGUUAACCAAAAAAAAAUUUAUAAAAGAUAAAAAUAACAAAGAUAUUUUAUUAAAGGUAUACAAUGAAAAUGAUUGGUCUGAUGAGAACAUGGAAUUUUGUUAUAUUACUGAAAAAAAUGAGAAAGAAAAAAUUGUAAUUCAAAAAAACAAACAUGGAAAAAAGAAAACAGUUUAUACAAAUAAAAAUAAUGAAUUAGAUAAUAAUGUAAAGGAUUUUAAAUUCUAUAAAAAAAAUAUAAAGAAUGUGAAGGAAAUACAUUUUUAUGAUGAUGAAGAAGUCAUAUUAUCUUUGCUUAAACAAAAUGAAAAGAGAAAAAAAUUAGAAGAUAGAAAAAAUAAUUAUGAUAUUAAAAAUAUGGAAAACAUCAUAUGGAACGAUGAUAAUAUAUCAGUGUAUGAAAAAAAUAAAAUACAAUCCAUAUGGAACAAAACAAAAAAUAAUUGGGCAAAUGAAAAAGAUAUGUAUGUAUUAGAACAUAAAUAUUUAGAAAACAACAAUGAUGAGAUGAAUAUAGAAUCUUUAGAUAUAUAUGCAAAUAUUAUCAAAACUAGAAAAGAGUUACUUUUAAAAAAACUUUAUUUGGAUAAUCAACAAGAUAUAUCUUCAUUUUUAAAAAAAGAUGAUUAUUUUAAAAAACAUCGUAAUAAUACAGGCACAAACACAUUUGACAAAUGUGCUGAUGAUUAUAAAGAAGUGUAUGAGAAAAAUGUUAAGGAGAAUAUGGAAAUUACUAAUAAAUAUAUUGAAAAUAAGUUUGAUAACAUAAAAGUGAUAAAUGAUAAUAAUAAAAAAAAUCAUUACAGUUAUAAUAAUUAUAGAAAUAAUAUUGAAAAUAAGUUUGAUAACAUAAAAGUGAUAAAUGAUAAUAAUAAAAAAAAUCAUUACAGUUAUAAUAAUUAUAGAAAUAAUAUUUUUUUGGAACGUUAUACAGAUCUUUAUUUGGAACCAAAGAAAAAAAAUGAAAAGAAACAAAAGAAAGAUUAUACUAUAAAUACAAUGAACACAUUAAUAUCAGCAGAUGAUAAAAAAAUAAUAUCAGAGGAACAUGAUAUGAAUGAUAAAGAGAAAAUAAAAAUUGAAGAUUUUCUUUUUAAUCAAUAUUUAAAAAAGGUAAGUGUUAGUUCACAAAGUUUAAAAAAAAAUAAAAACCAACAAGAAAAAGAAAAAGAAAAAGAAAAAGAAGAAAGAAAAAUAAAGAAAAUUACGUAUGAUACAAUAAAUAUGAAAGAGGAUGAAAAUGUAGAUGUAAAUGUAGAUGUAAAUGUAGAUGUAGAUGUAGAUGUAAAUAUAAAUGUAGAUGUUGAUGAUCAAAGAAAGAUAGAUAAUAAUGAUAAUAUUAUAUCAAAUGAAAAAAAUGAUAUAUUACAAAUUGAUGACAUUGUAAAUAAAGAUAAAAAAUACAUAGAAUUUGAUAAAUAUUCAAAAAAUUGUGAGACUAAUAAUAAUUUAUUUAUUUGUAAUAAUCACAAAGAUAAUAUAUCUGAUAAAAAUAAUAAAAUGAUAGAUAAAAAUUUAUUAAAAAAAAAAAAAUCCGUAAAAAUGAAUUCAUUUAAUUCUGACAAAAAAUUAUAUGAUAGUGAUAUUUCAAAUGUUAUGGAAAAAAAAAUAUACAAUGAAAGAAAAAUUUCUGAUGAAAAUAUUAUGAAGAAUCAAAGGUAUGAAGAUGAUAAAAAAAGAAGAAAAUAUUUGAGUGAAGGAUUUUCUGCCUAUGUGCACAUUGCAUUAUGUGAAGAUACUAUAAUAAGCAAAAAGUGUAUCAUAUCUUGCAACGUCAACACUAAAAUGUUGAAAAUAAAAAAAAAUGAUAAAAUAUUUACCAUCGAUAUGAAUAAGCUGGAUGUACAAGAAAUACCAACAACAUAUGAUAACUUAGCUAUAAUAAAAUUAAUUAUUAAAAAAAAAAAUAAUAGUAAUUCGAACUGUUUAUUGGUUGAAUCAAAAAAUCUAAAGGCCUUACAAUAUCUUGGCGAUGAAAUCGGAUGGAACUAUGACAAGACAGGCUAUUCAACGGAUCAUAAAUUGGAUGAUCAAAAGGAAAAGAAGGAAAGGAAGAAAACGGAUGAUGGGCAUAAAAAUAAUAAGAGCCAGUUGAUUGAUAAUAGCACAGUAGGAUUUUUUGAUAAAAUAAAACUAAACAAAUUUUUAGGAAAAAAAAAAACAGAGGAGAAGGAUAUAUAA
Plasmodium gaboni is the source of this 3594-nucleotide messenger RNA. The record is from the annotation of a RefSeq genome assembly. NCBI's taxonomy places the organism in Eukaryota, Apicomplexa, Aconoidasida, Haemosporida, Plasmodiidae.